CAGACAGGCGCUGAGAAUGUGGGGACAGCGCGCAACGAUGAAGUAGCACAGGAGGUCCCUUGCAAAAUGAGGCCAGGGUCCCUGCUGCAGCUCGCUCUGCUGCUUGCCCUGCCCAGCAGUCUGCGAGGCAGAGGGUGUGCUUCUCCACCCUGCCAGUGCCACCAGGAGGACGACUUCAGAGUCACCUGCAAGGAGCUCCACCGAAUCCCCAGCCUACCGCCCAGCACCCAGACUCUGAAGCUCAUCGAAACUCACCUGAAGACCAUUCCCAGUCUUGCGUUUUCGAGUCUGCCCAAUAUUUCCAGGAUCUACUUAUCUAUAGAUGCGACUCUGCAGCGGCUGGAACCACAUUCUUUCUACAAUUUGAGUAAAAUGACUCACAUAGAAAUCCGAAACACCAGAAGCUUAACUUACAUAGACCCUGACGCCUUAACAGAGCUCCCCUUGCUCAAGUUUCUUGGCAUUUUCAAUACUGGACUUAGAAUAUUCCCUGACUUGACCAAAAUUUAUUCCACGGAUGUAUUCUUUAUACUCGAAAUCACAGACAACCCUUACAUGACUUCAGUCCCUGAAAACGCAUUCCAGGGACUGUGCAACGAAACUUUGACCCUGAAACUGUACAACAAUGGAUUUACUUCAAUCCAAGGACAUGCUUUCAAUGGAACAAAGCUGGAUGCUGUUUACCUAAACAAGAAUAAAUAUCUGACAGUUAUAGACAAAGAUGCCUUUGGAGGAGUAUACAGUGGACCAACUUUGCUAGAUGUGUCUUCCACCAGCGUCACAGCCCUUCCCUCCAAAGGCCUGGAGCACCUCAAGGAACUGAUCGCAAAAAACACCUGGACACUCAAAAAGCUCCCCCUGUCCUUGACUUUCCCCCACCUCACUCGGGCUGACCUCUCUUACCCAAGCCACUGCUGUGCUUUUAAGAACCAGAAGAAAAUCAGGGGAAUCCUAGAGUCUCUGAUGUGUAAUGAGAGCAGUAUUCGGAACCUGCGUCAAAGAAAAUCAGUGAAUGUCUUGAGGGGUCCCAUCUACCAGGACUAUGAGGAAGAUCUGGGUGACAACAAUGUUGGGUACAAACAAAACUCCAAGUUCCAGGAGAGCCCGAGCAACUCUCACUAUUACGUCUUCUUUGAAGAACAAGAGGAUGAGAUUAUUGGUUUUGGCCAAGAGCUCAAAAAUCCUCAAGAAGAGACUCUCCAAGCCUUCGACAGCCACUAUGACUACACGGUGUGCGGGGACAAUGAGGACAUGGUGUGUACCCCCAAGUCAGACGAGUUUAACCCCUGUGAAGAUAUCAUGGGCUACAGGUUCCUGAGAAUCGUGGUGUGGUUUGUCAGUCUGCUGGCUCUCCUGGGCAAUAUCUUUGUCCUGUUCAUUCUGCUUACUAGCCACUACAAACUGACGGUGCCACGCUUUCUUAUGUGCAACUUGGCCUUUGCAGACUUCUGCAUGGGGGUCUACCUGCUUCUCAUUGCCUCUGUAGACCUGUACACACACUCUGAGUAUUACAACCAUGCCAUCGACUGGCAGACAGGUCCUGGGUGCAACACAGCUGGCUUCUUCACUGUUUUUGCUAGUGAGUUAUCAGUGUACACACUGACGGUCAUCACCCUGGAGCGAUGGUACGCCAUCACCUUCGCCAUGCGCCUGGAUAGAAAGCUCCGCCUCAGGCACGCAUACGUCAUCAUGGCUGGGGGCUGGGUUUCCUGCUUCCUUCUCGCCCUGCUCCCGAUGGUGGGAAUAAGCAGCUAUGCCAAGGUCAGCAUCUGCCUGCCAAUGGACACCGAUACCCCUCUUGCUCUAGCAUACAUUGCCCUUGUCCUGCUGCUCAAUGUUGUUGCCUUUGUCAUUGUCUGUUCCUGCUAUGUGAAGAUCUACAUCACAGUCCGAAAUCCCCAGUACAACCCUCGAGAUAAAGACACCAAGAUUGCCAAGAGGAUGGCCGUGUUGAUUUUCACCGACUUCAUGUGCAUGGCUCCGAUCUCCUUCUAUGCGCUGUCGGCCCUUAUGAACAAGCCUCUUAUCACCGUUACUAACUCCAAAAUCUUGUUGGUUCUCUUCUACCCCCUCAACUCCUGUGCCAAUCCGUUUCUCUAUGCCAUUUUCACCAAGGCCUUCCAGAGGGAUGUAUUCAUUCUACUCAGCAAGUUUGGCGUCUGCAAACGCCAGGCCCGGGCCUAUCAGGGUCAGAGAGUCUGUCCCAACAAUAGCACUGGGAUUCAGAUCCAGAAGAUUCCACAGGACACAAGGCAGAGUCUCCCCAACAUGCAAGAUACCUAUGAACUGCUUGGAAACUCGCACCUAACUCCAAAACUACAGGGACAAAGCUCAGAAGAGUGUAAGCAAACAGCCUUGUAAAGGGAGGCUACACUAUUCACAGUGGGACUUAUACAAAAGGCUGGUUUCUUGAACCUGCAUUCCGGUCCCAUGAUACAUGAACGAACAAGUUUGUGCAGGCGAUGAUUCAUAGGGUCAGACUUCGUCUCUAGAAAGUAUUGCCUCCAAGAAGGGAGAAAAGCAAUCAGCAUGUCUGAGUCCUAGGUGAUAUGACAGUCGUCUAUGCUCUCCGAGAAAUUUGCUUGCUGUUUGUCUGUGAUGCUGGGUAGCGCGUUCCACGGACACCAGUUGAACCAUUCACAUCUCUCUUCUCCAUCUUAUGUAGUAUUUUAUAAUAAAGAUGCUACAACUGGCCAGUGUUUAUCCAUUUAAGCAGCUCCAUGUUAGCUCCCCUGAAAGAACCAAAAAAAGUUUUUUGUUCCUUAAAAAUAAAACUCCACACUUGGGAGGUGGAGGCAGGGGUACCCAGUUCAUAACUUAACUACAUAGAGAAUUCCAAGCCAACCUGUGACACAUGAAACACCAUCUCAAGAUGCCAAAAGAACCCUGAAAAG
This is a messenger RNA of Arvicanthis niloticus (Nile rat), 2894 nucleotides long. Lineage: Eukaryota; Metazoa; Chordata; Mammalia; Rodentia; Muridae. The record is from RefSeq and is a predicted model, not a curated record.